Molecule: messenger RNA, 1019 nt
Organism: Mya arenaria
Lineage: Eukaryota; Metazoa; Mollusca; Bivalvia; Myida; Myidae
Exons: 6
Coding region: 117-545 (142 amino acids)
Molecular function (GO): calcium ion binding
Source: RefSeq, a predicted model, not a curated record
GAUAGCCAAUUACAUGGAGAGACAAUCGGAUAAUUUAUUCAACGUUUUAAAAGAUAUUUUAAAAGGACCAUAGCUCAGUUCGACUUUGUGCAUACAGGAUUAAACUCCAAGUUAAAAUGGCCAAUCAGUGGACUAAAGAAGAAUGGCGAGCUAAAUUCAAUAACUUCGAUAGUGACCAUAGCGGAUGUAUCUGUAUGCGGGAGUGCAAGCGGCUGCUGCAGUAUGUCGGACUGAACCCCACUGACGACGAGAUCCAAGAAUUCAUGAAGCAGGUAGACAAAAACAAUGACGACGAGGUGGAUUUCGAGGAGUUUUACGAGUAUGUGAAGACUCUGCAAGACCCUACAGGUGAACUACGGGCUGCCUUUGAACUGUACGACACUAAUAAAGAUGGCUUCAUAGACAAGCAGGAACUCAGAGCGAUUCUGCAGAAUGGGGCAGAAUGUUCAGAGGAAGAACUGGAAGAUCUUUUCAAACUCGUCGAUGAAAAUGGCGACGGCAAGAUCGGAUAUGAAGAGUUCAUCACGCUAUUCACACAGACCUAGUCAGAUGGACACCUGUGGACCAAACAUUACUUCUUCCUGUACGCCAUAGUGUUACACGCGAAUAUGACAUUCAACCUUUCAUAUAAGAACUGAUCUUGUGUCACAGCGAAAUGUUUUGAAUUAUUCCGCUUUAUUAAAUUUGUUUUGUUUUUAAAUAAAUCAGCCAACGUGAUACUCGGUGCGGCCUAGAUGCUUUCGUUUAUUGUUACACAAAGUGUGCUUUUCGUUCGUGUAUGUGUGUACAGUUGAAACUCUGCGUAGAGUAGGCUUGUGUUAGCUCACAUGAAUGAUUUGCCAUAAAGGUGUGUCUCAGUAACAAACUGCUCAAAUAUCACUGGAUCAAGAUAUGUUAUAUUUUCGCGCCUUUGUGUAUACCAUUAUUAUAAAUAUACAUUAGCCAUUAUGUGAUAUGCCAUAAAGUUAGGUGCAUACAUGAAUAUGUAUAUGUAUAUGAAAUAAAAUAUGUGAGUUUUG